AUGUCGGAUCAACAACAAUCCUUUCCAAACAACAACACCUCAAUGUGGAUGAGGCAAUCACAAAGUAGUAUCACCACAAGCAAAUCCAAUAACAUGUUAUUAUUGGGCAAUGAAGAAGGUACGAAUACAAUAACAAAUAGCUCGUUAGCCUCCGCAACAGCAACUCCUUCCGAAGAGAGAAGAUCAUUUGAGCUACGAGAUGUCAAGAGGAGUGGAGGAGACUCAGCCUCUCAGGUCGAGAGCACAUAUUGCAAUAAUCUCUCUCAGGUCGAGAAAGGGCAUCAUCAUCCUGUAAAGCAACACCAUCAUCAUCAUCACCAUCAUGCUCCGAAACCACCCUCGACAAAGGCAAAGAAAAUUGAAUUAGCAAAGAAAAUUGGAAGAGUUGUAUAUACAUUGUUUUUACUGGCAGUUUUGGCAGCAUUGAUAGCGCUCGAUGUGAUCACGUCUCCAAAAAACGCGUGGAUUUCGAGAGGGUCUAUAGUGAUUGCUGUCACACUUUUUGGUCGAUGGUUAUAUGAAUUCUUUUUCGAAAUUUUCUAUGAGUGGAUUUUGGAAUACUUUAUUCAAGAAGAUAAGAAACCAGAGGAGAAGGUGUAA
This is a messenger RNA of Naegleria fowleri, 600 nucleotides long. RefSeq lists its product as uncharacterized. The record is from RefSeq and is a predicted model, not a curated record. NCBI's taxonomy places the organism in Eukaryota, Heterolobosea, Eutetramitea, Acrasida, Naegleriidae. The coding region runs from base 1 to 600 and encodes 199 amino acids. The transcript is spliced from 2 exons.